AUGAGCGAGGAACGAGCUGCGGUGCUGGCAGAGGAGCGGGAAGUGCUGCAAAGCAUAUACGUAGACGAACUUGAAGAGAUCGACGAGGAGAACCUGAGAAUACGAGUGGAUCCUGAGGAAGGAUUGUCGGGACCAGCAGGUCAGGAAGGCGAUGCAUUGGAGCCGCCCACAUUGGCUUUGAACAUCAAAUACACCCAAAAAUAUCCUGAGGAAGCUCCGGAGAUGAGCAUCGAAUGUAUAGGCGGGAGUGUGCCCGAGCAGGGCAUUCAAGAGAUGCAAGCCGAAUUGCACACCACUGCCGAAGAAUCUCUUGGCAUGGCUAUGGUCUUUGCCCUUGCUUCACAGCUCAAAGAAUCCUUGACAGCAUACAUUGCUCGAACGAAACAAAUUGCAGAGGCACAGGAACAGGACAGGAGGAAUGCGGAGAUAGAGGCCGAGGCGGAAAAAUUCAGAGGUACUGCAGUCACCGCGGAGCGCUUUGAGGCUUGGAGGGUAACGUUCGAGAAGGAGCAAAAAGAACUAAAGCAGAAAGCCGAUGAAGAGUACGUCAGAUCAACACUCAAGACCGCUAAAGAACGCGAAGAAUACCGCAAGCUGGCAGCGAGGCCAACUGGCAAAGAGCUCUUCGCGAAAGGCGGUCAGAUGCACGAUGAUAAGGCUGAGGCUGAAGCUGAGGAUGUGGAGGGCAAUGAGGUCGAUUAUUCCUUGUACUCUCGGGAAGAGCGAGAGCGGCAGAGGCGCGAAGAGGAAGAACGAGCAGAGCGAGAAGCGCGGGAGAGACUUCAUGAUAGCGACGACGAAUAA
Ceraceosorus guamensis is the source of this 804-nucleotide messenger RNA. RefSeq names its product RWD-domain-containing protein. The transcript has 6 exons. The coding region runs from base 1 to 804 and encodes 267 amino acids. Lineage: Eukaryota; Fungi; Basidiomycota; Exobasidiomycetes; Ceraceosorales; Ceraceosoraceae. Gene Ontology annotation, molecular function: protein binding. Gene Ontology annotation, biological process: cytoplasmic translation. The record is from RefSeq and is a predicted model, not a curated record.